Molecule: messenger RNA, 1317 nt
Organism: Emiliania huxleyi CCMP1516
Lineage: Eukaryota; Haptophyta; Isochrysidales; Noelaerhabdaceae
Exons: 2
Coding region: 1-1317 (438 amino acids)
Biological process (GO): nervous system process; regulation of membrane potential; monoatomic ion transmembrane transport
Cellular component (GO): synapse; neuron projection; membrane
Molecular function (GO): transmembrane signaling receptor activity; extracellular ligand-gated monoatomic ion channel activity; neurotransmitter receptor activity
Source: RefSeq, a predicted model, not a curated record
AUGCCGAUCACAGCGCCUGCGCCGGCCACGCCACGCGAGCAGCCGCUCACCUGCGAGGUUGCCCGCAUCGACAUCCUACACGUCUCCAAGAUCGACCAGAUCGAGCACGCCUUCAGCGCACGCCUAUUCUUCCAGCUCAUCCUUCGCGGCGGCCAGCGCGACGACGACCUCUUACGAGGGCUCAACGAGCCCUCUGAUUUCCAGCUGCGGCCGAGCGCAACCUGGCUCCUGCAUCAGUUCCACUUUCCGAACGCGCUGAAGCUCGAAUAUGCUGAGCGCAAGGUGACAAAGAUGGGGGCUGACGACCUGCACCUCAUCCUCAGGGUAGACGGCACGUUCCUCCAGCACUUCAAGCUGCAUGAUUUCCCUUACGACUCGCAGAUUCUGCAGGUUCACCUGUCUUCCCACUGCGCCAACGAGGGCAUCGCUCCCGUCCGCUUCACGUGGUCGCCGCUCACCGUCAAGCUGCAGCGUCCAACGCACUUUGCGCUCAAAGAUGUGUGGGAGAUGAGCAAGCCUGUGCGGCUCGACCUCGAGACGCUCAAUCCGUCGCCGGGCCGCACGUACCCGGUGCUCAAGACCUGCGUCGAGGUGACGCGGCGGCCAAACUACCACCUUGUCAACGUUGUCUUUCCAAUGGCGUGCUUUGUGCUGAUGGGCUGCUGUCAGUUUGCGCACGAGACGUCCAAUGUAGAAGGACGCUUGGAGUACAUGGGGGCGAUUGUGCUGACCAGCACGGCGUACAAGAUGUCGGUCGCCUCCUCCAUCCCGGCCAUCGCCUACGUGACGCUUCUCGACAGGUAUGUCCUCGCCUGCAUCAUGAUCUGCAUCCUCCUCGUCUUCGAAGCUGCUUUCGUGCGCGACCCCUUCGCCGACUCAGUCGCGCUCUUCGUCUCGAUCGCUCUCUUCGUCGCGCUGCAGGUCGCCUUUUGCUACACCGCCUAUAUCGCGGUCCCCCGGCGCGCAGAGGAGCGGCGACGCACCGAGCGCACGCCGCGGCCCAAGCCGGCGUGGCGCGAGAAGAUGCGCCGCGUGCUAAUGGGCGCCCGGCGGAACUCGUCGAAUAAUCCACGGCGGAGCCCGGCUCCACCCGCAGCGGAUCGAACAACGGAAGCGCCUCGACGACUUGGGCGGCUGGUCGACGUGGAGUCUGGCGAUCGAUCUGGCCAGAGCGCCUCGCCCGGCGACGACGGGUUCGACGACGAGGCGCGCGAAAGAGGAGCGACGGCGGCCGCGCGCGACGAUAGGACGAAGCCCACCGAGCCGAGAAUAUCGUCAUCGCAGCGUCGCAGCAGCAUGGGAGUGGCGUGCUUGUGA